UCAAGUUGACGUAAAUGUGUGCAUGUGAUCUAGCUUUUUGUUUACAGACUAUACUACGGUAGACGUCUGUAGCUAGCCCAGCCAGCUGUACACUUAGUAGUCAGUGUGUAGAUAGAGCUAUUGAGCUAAGAGAAAGGCUACCUUUGAACUCUUGACCAGCUCUGAACCAUGGCCUUUGAGAGCAGCAUCAAUGAGUACCUCUCACACUAUGAGAGUAUGAAUGAGGAGCUGUAUCAUAAGGAGUUCAUUUCGCUGAAGCUGCAGUCUCAGAAGAACAAGGAGGGGAACGUGUACCCGGCCGAGGCUGGCCAGCUGCCCGUUAACAAGAAGAAGAACAGGUUCAAGGACAUCUUACCAUUUGAGUAUACUCGAGUGUCACUCCAUCCUACUGAGGGAGUGGAGGGAUCAGACUACAUCAAUGCCAACUAUAUCACGGGCGUUGGAGACGAUGUGACGUACAUAGCAGCACAGGGCCCCCUACCCAACACUGUGUGUGACUUUUGGAGAAUGUUGUGGUACCACAGCAUAGAGAUAGUGGUAAUGGCUUGUCGAGAAAUAGAGAAUGCGAAGCCCAAGUGCGAGUGCUACUGGCCAGACAAGAAUUCCACUAGAGACUUUGCUGGCAUUUCUGUCACUACUAUUGCCGAGGAGAACAAAUCCAAUGAUUUCGUAGUGAGGGACUUCCUUGUCAAGUGCGGAGGGGAGGAGCAGAGUAUACGUCAGUACCACUACACAGCAUGGCCGGAUCACGGGAAACCCUCCUCCUCUGAGCCUGUCAUCAAGAUGCUCGAGAUGGUUCAUGAUCAUCGCCGUACCAACGACAUACCACUGCUCUUCCACUGCAGUGCUGGGUGUGGUCGAACAGGAACAAUGAUAGCCAUAGACAUAGCCAGGACCAUGUUCAUUGGCAAGUCCUUGUCGGAGAGCUUCAGUAUCCACAAUCUGGUGGAGAGGAUGCGCACUCAGCGACCCUCCAUGGUCCAAGCCAAGGAUCAGUAUCAUUUCGUUCACGAUGUAGUGGCCGAGUUAGCGAGGAGAGCUCUCGGCUUCAACCCAACACUUCCGGCCAAGCCACAGCCUUCAAACAUGGUAGUCAGUGAGACCUCUGACGGAGUAUACGAGAAUGCCUCCUCGUACAACUCCCUCCCCUCGUCCACGUCCCCAGAAACCCCCUCCAGUGAACCAGAGGACUCUACAAAGGCCGAUACCCCCACCCCCCACAAACUGGGCGUUUCCCCAGCACCGUCACCACACACCCGGAGACCAGUUGCCAGACAGAGGAGCAAUCCGAUCAAAUCAUCAAAAGAUCCACAUGAUCCGAAAUAUGAGAAUGUGCCGUCAGCAUCGGAGCCACCUGUACCACCGAUCAAACCAUCGUCAAUUGCACCUGUACCCAGCCCAAAGCCAAGAACUAGAGGAUUGAAAUCAAAGGACCCCCCUCCGGCAAGAAGCCCCAAACCAGUGAGAGCAGAACACUCACCACCUGCUAAGAAACAACCACCACCACCACCGCCUCAUAAACCACAGAAAUCACCCCCCACUCCACCUCGAACAUCGACUCCUGUCAAGCCGAAGGAGGAAAUUCGUCCCUUGUCCUCUCACGGUAACGAUGGUGCCUACAGUGUCGUGGAUAUGUCUCAGAUCACUGACACAGGGCCAAGCAUUGAGGUGGUUAACGAGAGAAAUGGGCGAAGGACCCCACUGGCCACGAUUGAAGAUCAAAUGGAAAAGACGGGGCAAAUGGACGUGAGCAAGUCGAGCAGCAUCAUGGACACGCUGCUCUCUCUGGUGGGUGAUGAAGUCAUUACUGAGGUAGAGGUCCGAGAACAAGAAGAUACUCCGCCAAGCCCCCCUCCCGUCAUUGGUCGACGGACCAUGAGCAUGAUGAGUGAUGCAGAGCCUCCUCCGGAUAUUCCCGUACGAACUGAGGCCAGUUACCAACUUGUUGUGGGGGCAAUACCAGAGUUGGCUGAGGGCUACGACACAAUCGGAGCCCAUGAUGAUGAUGGGUUUGGGGGUAACAUGGAUUAUGAGCUUGUCCCAGCACCUACUAAAGUUGUCAAAGAUGUACCAGUGUCUGUGUACGAGGCUCCCACUCCAUUAUCCAAGAGGGUGAGUAACUCCCCACCCCCCUUGCCGGCUGACAGACCACGCAAGUCCCCCUCCAUGGAGCUACUGGGUGUGUCUAACUCAACGACCCUCCCCUCCGCUGGACCCAAGUCUCCUCGGGGUACUUCAACACGCAGCAAACUCGGCAAAUUGUUCAAGAGUACACUUAUUAGGACUGAAAAGAAGAAAGUGUCUACCACUGACAUCACUGGUCCAGUGGGAGCAGUGGGGGCAGUCAAGACAUCUGGAUUGGCUCGCUCCCCCAGUGACCACGGGUCCAGUAGCUCCUCAUCACGCCCCUCACCCUCUCACUCCACCUCCUCCUUCUUAGCCAACGCCAGAUACAACUUCCCAGGAGAGCUAGGUUAUGGCAUUCGCAUCUGUAAGCCAGCUGGCCCUAGGCAAGAACCCAAUGGUUGGAAAGUUCGAACACUAACAAACAGUGUAGCAUAGCAACACAACUCUUGCACAGAAUUACGAUAGAUAAUUAUAGUCGUUUGUUAUGUUCUGUGUUCUGUGACAGUUUUAGAUUGUGUGUACUUUUACACUUCUUUGUACGGAUUUUCUGACUUUAUGUACAGUAUGUAGCAGAGUGUUUAUUACAUCAUGUCAGUUCAAUUACAAUAGAAAAUAUUUAUUAUCAGUACAAUUGUACAUGAA
Molecule: messenger RNA, 2769 nt
Organism: Halichondria panicea
Lineage: Eukaryota; Metazoa; Porifera; Demospongiae; Suberitida; Halichondriidae
Product: tyrosine-protein phosphatase non-receptor type 12-like
Exons: 15
Coding region: 169-2562 (797 amino acids)
Biological process (GO): peptidyl-tyrosine dephosphorylation
Cellular component (GO): cytoplasm; nucleus
Molecular function (GO): non-membrane spanning protein tyrosine phosphatase activity
Source: RefSeq, a predicted model, not a curated record